This is a messenger RNA of Tarenaya hassleriana, 1636 nucleotides long. Its product is annotated as DEAD-box ATP-dependent RNA helicase 56. NCBI's taxonomy places the organism in Eukaryota, Viridiplantae, Streptophyta, Magnoliopsida, Brassicales, Cleomaceae. The record is from RefSeq and is a predicted model, not a curated record. Gene Ontology annotation, molecular function: RNA binding; ATP binding; RNA helicase activity. The transcript has 13 exons. The coding region runs from base 88 to 1374 and encodes 428 amino acids.
UUCUCUCUGUUUCCCUGGUGCUGCCGACUUGAAGAUUUCAAAACCCUAGCCGUAAUCCCCGGGAUCCAACGUCGUUCGACUCGCAGUAUGGCGGAUACUAGAGACAAUGAAGCCUACGAGGAGGAGCUUCUGGACUAUGAGGAAGAAGACGACAAGGUCCCCGAUUCUGCCGGAAACAAAGUUAAUGGCGAGAACGGAAAAAAAGGUUACGUGGGAAUACACAGUUCUGGAUUCAGAGACUUCCUUUUGAAACCGGAGCUUCUCCGAGCUAUUGUUGACUCAGGAUUUGAACAUCCUUCUGAAGUGCAACAUGAAUGCAUUCCCCAAGCUAUCCUAGGCAUGGAUGUUAUUUGCCAAGCAAAAUCUGGUAUGGGAAAGACUGCCGUGUUUGUGCUGUCUACUCUGCAGCAGAUUGAACCUACUCCUGGUCAGGUUGCUGCACUUGUUCUCUGUCAUACAAGGGAGUUAGCUUACCAGAUCUGCCAUGAGUUUGAGCGUUUCAGUACUUAUUUGCCCGACAUCAAGGUUGCGGUGUUCUAUGGUGGAGUCAACGUUAAAAUUCACAAGGACUUGCUGAAGAAUGAAUGUCCUCACAUUGUUGUUGGGACACCUGGUCGAGUGCUUGCUCUUGCCAGGGACAAGGAUCUUUCCUUGAAGAAUGUGAGGCAUUUUAUCCUUGAUGAAUGCGACAAAAUGCUCGAAUCACUUGACAUGCGGAGAGAUGUGCAAGAGAUUUUCAAGAUGACGCCACAUGAUAAGCAAGUAAUGAUGUUCUCGGCAACACUCAGCAAAGAGAUACGCCCGGUCUGCAAGAAAUUUAUGCAAGAUCCAAUGGAAAUAUAUGUUGAUGAUGAAGCCAAGUUGACUCUACAUGGGCUUGUACAGCACUACAUCAAACUGAGCGAGAUGGAGAAAAACCGCAAGUUGAAUGACCUUCUUGAUGCUUUGGACUUCAAUCAAGUUGUCAUCUUUGUGAAAAGUGUCAGUAGAGCAGGGGAGCUAAACAAGUUACUGGUUGAAUGCAAUUUCCCUUCUAUAUGCAUUCACUCUGGCAUGUCUCAGGAAGAGAGGUUAACUCGUUACAAGGGCUUCAAAGAAGGGCACAAGAGAAUUCUUGUGGCAACAGACUUGGUGGGGAGAGGAAUCGACAUUGAGCGUGUGAACAUCGUCGUCAAUUAUGACAUGCCAGAUUCUGCAGAUACUUAUCUCCAUAGGGUUGGCAGAGCUGGUAGGUUCGGCACGAAGGGUCUUGCCAUCACAUUUGUCUCUUCUGCUGCAGAUUCUGACGUUCUUAACCAGGUGCAAGAGCGGUUUGAGGUUGAUAUAAAGGAACUUCCUGAGCAGAUCGAUACAUCCACCUACAUGCCUUCAUGAAAUCCCUCGUCGUAGGAGCCGCCGGAGGAUCAGCAUCUGAGGGUUGUAGGUUUGGCACUAUGCGUUUGCCUUUGUGCUUUUUCUUUUACCCAUUUCGUAACCCUCUUGCAAUGAAUUUGUACUUUGUAGCAUAUAUUACUUAAAAUUCUCGGCUCUGCUUUGUUUUACUUGUAACCCUCUGUGACUUUGUCAGCCCAUAAAAUAUUGGAUGAUUGGAUUUAGGGUUUAGGAAUGAAUCUUGAGAAAGCGGGCUUCUUGUUUU